Molecule: messenger RNA, 1535 nt
Organism: Cuscuta europaea
Lineage: Eukaryota; Viridiplantae; Streptophyta; Magnoliopsida; Solanales; Convolvulaceae
Source: the annotation of a GenBank genome assembly
UAGAUUUCCCUUUUUCGUUUAUCCUUUUAAAUUUGGUGUGCUCCGUGUAUAGUAGGAGUGGUUCUGCUGUUCAACUUAACUAAUGACCGAUUGACGGUUGCACACUAAAUUUAUACCAGAUUUGCUGGCAAUAGUUGUCAAACAUUUAUCUGUUUUUGUUUUGAUCCUGUAUUCUUGAAGUAAUUCUGAAUUUGGAUAAUGAUUGCGGCUCGUUAUGGAGGAUCACUUUCACAUCCUCAGUUCGGAUUGUGCAAUUCAAGAAUUUUCUGCUCAUCGGAACCGGGCGUCACGUUAAGGCGGCGAGUACUGAAAGAAGUGGACAAGGAGCUGAGCAGAGGAGAUGAGAGAGCUGCACUGUCGCUCGUCAAAGAAUUGCAAGGAAAACCUGGCGGCCUUAGGUGUUUCGGCGCCGGACGGCAGAUACCCCAACGACUGUAUUCCUUGGACGAAUUGAAAUUGAAUGGAAUAGAAACCGUGUCUCUUUUAUCACCAGUUGACUCCACACUGGGCUCUAUUGAAAGAAUCUUGCAGGCAGCAGCUAUAUCUGGCUGGAUUGCAGCCUGGAAUAUACUCCACUUAAAUCCUCAACAGAUUCUCUUCAUCUCUUUGGGACUGAUGUUUUUAUGGACAUUUGAUUCGUCCCAAGCAUGUCUUUCCAGGCUUUGCCAUACUCUAGUCUUUGUCAUGUGUUCUGCAUAGGUCUCCUUUAAUGGAGGGCUCAGUGCAUUGGUUCUCGACACUAUUGGUCACACCCUCAGCCAAAAAUACCAUAACAGGGUUACUCAGCAUGAAGCAGGGCAUUUCUUGAUCGCCUAUUUGCUAGGAGUCCUUCCUAAGGGUUAUACACUGACAAGUUUGGAAGCUUUCAGUAAGGAAGGAUCACUGAAUGUUCAAGCUGGGACCGCAUUUGUGGACUUUGAGUUCAUCGAGGAGGUCAACAAAGGACAAGUGUCAGCUACAAUGCUGAACAGGUUUUCUUGCAUUGCUCUAGCAGGUGUAGCAACAGAGUAUCUUCUUUUUGGAUGUGCUGAGGGAGGACUUGCAGAUAUUAACCAGUUAGACAUGCUACUUCGCGGCCUGGGGUUUACACAGAAAAAAACUGAUUCUCAGGUGAGAUGGGCUGUACUGAAUACCAUACUCAUUUUGCGCCGACAUGACAAUGCUCUAGCAAAGCUCGCAGAGGUAAUGUCAGAAGGAAGAUCAGUAGGCUCUUGCAUUGACAUUAUAGAAGAAAACAUAAGUGAUGAUGGCUGGUAACUCUUCUUACGGGAAACACGCUAAUAAUCUGUCGACUAUACAUGUUCUUCGACUUGCUUGCCUGUAUUCUCAUAUCAUCUAUCAGAUCAAUUCUCCAGCUUCUUGUCUCUAUAUUAUUCAUGUAUAUAGAGUAUGUUUCAUGCAUGUAAGGGUUAGGUGUAAUGUAGUCAUGUAGAUGACAAGCACCUGUUUCAUUCCAAAGUGAAGGCCACUGUUUGAAUCUCAUCUCGAUCAAAAAUUGACUUUGCUAUUGAAUAGAUGCUAUAAAUAGGUUAGAG